Oryctolagus cuniculus (rabbit) is the source of this 4515-nucleotide messenger RNA. RefSeq names its product solute carrier family 44 member 5 (gene SLC44A5). Gene Ontology annotation, molecular function: transmembrane transporter activity. Gene Ontology annotation, biological process: transmembrane transport. The record is from RefSeq and is a predicted model, not a curated record. Gene Ontology annotation, cellular component: membrane. Lineage: Eukaryota; Metazoa; Chordata; Mammalia; Lagomorpha; Leporidae.
GCAGGCGCAGCACAGCAGCCGCCGCAGCCAGAGCGGCCACGGCUGCGCGAGCGAGGGCUCGCAGCGCGGCGCGGCCGGGAGCUGAGGGGCGGCGGCGCCCGCCGCAACAGCCGAGUCGAGCCGAGCCGAGCGCGCAGCCCGACCGCCGCCGCCGCCUCGCAGAUAGCAUCACAGCAACAAAGAGCUCGCUGAGCGGAGAGCGGCGGCCGCAGCUCGCCAGGGAAGCCCCGCGUCAGCUCCGGGAGCUGCGCGGCAGACUGAGGAAGCGCGCGGGGCGUCUGAGGGCGGUCAGGGGGCGGAAGAUGGCCAGGAAGAGAAAGCCCCGCAGCCUUAAGGAAGAGCCACCAGACAGUCCCUUUGAGGAACAGGACUUUGGUGAGCCAAGGGCAUAUGAUGCAGAUUUCAAGGGGCCUAUUGCCGACAGGAAUUGUACAGAUGUUCUGUGCUGCCUGGUCUUCCUACUGUUUAUUUUUGGCUACAUUCUUUUAGGACUUGUGGCCUGGAUACAUGGCGACCCCAGGAGAGUGGCCUAUCCUACAGACAGCCAGGGUCACUUUUGUGGACAGAAGGGCACCCCCAAUGAGAACAAGACCAUUUUGUUUUACUUUAACCUGUUCAGCUGUACCAGUCCCUCUGUGAUGAUAAACCUACAGUGCCCUACCACACAGAUCUGUGUCUCCAAGUGCCCAGAAAAAUUUUUGACCUAUGUGGAAAUGCAAAUUUUGUACAAAAGAGACAAAAGCUACUGGGAAUACUAUAGUCAGUUCUGCAAGCCCACUGCUAAGCCUCUGAAGACUCUCCCAGAGAUCUUAUUGGAUAAUGAUUGUCCAACAGCAAUUUUUCCAGGCAAACCUUUUCUUCAGAGAUGUUUCCCUGACUUCUCUACUAAGAAUGGCACUUUAACAGUAGGAAGCAGAACACUGUUUGAAGAUGGAAAUGGGAAGACGAGAAAUGUUAUAGAACUCAGGGAGGCUGCAAACGGUAUCAAUAAAAUCCUUGAUGCAAGAUCAGUUGGAUUGAAAGUGUUUGAAGACUAUGCAACAACUUGGCAUUGGAUUCUCAUUGGCCUGACUAUCGCGAUGGUGCUUAGCUGGAUAUUCUUGAUACUCAUGAGGUUUAUAGCUGGAUUCCUCUUCUGGUUCUUCAUGUUUGGUGUGCUUGGAAUUAUAGGAUAUGGAAUAUGGUACUGUUACCAGGAAUACAGAAAUCUUCAGGAACACCCAGGUUCUACAUUAACUAUAUAUGACAUCGGGAUCCAGACUAAUAUAAACAUGUACUUUCAUUUGAAGCAAACAUGGUUCAUAUUGAUGGUAUUACUAUGCAUCACCGAAGUGACUAUCACCCUCAUGCUGAUCUUCCUCAGGAAACAAAUCCGCGUUGCCAUCAUCUUGGUGAAGGAAGGGAGCAGAGCCAUUGGAUGCAUUCCUGGUACAUUACUUUAUCCAGUUCUAACCUUCAUUUUGCUCUCAAUCUGUAUUUCCUACUGGGCUGUGACUGCAGUUUUCUUGGCUACGUCGGGGAUACCUGUAUACAGAGUUGUAACCCCACAGGGGCAAUGUAUACAUGAAAAUAAAACCUGUGACCCAGAGACUUUUAAUACAACCGAUGUUCCGAAAGUUUGCCCUGGGGCUUUGUGUAACUUUGCUUUCUAUGGUGGAAAAAGUCUGUACCAUCAAUACAUCUCUACCUUCCAUGUGUACAAUCUAUUUGUCUUUCUCUGGCUUAUAAAUUUUGUCAUUGCAUUGGGUCAGUGUGCCCUUUCUGGUGCCUUUGCUACUUAUUACUGGACUGUGAAUAAACCUGAUGACAUCCCACCACAUCCACUUUUUACUGCAUUUGGACGAGCCAUACGAUAUCACACAGGAUCCCUAGCAUUUGGAUCUUUAAUUAUUGCAUUAAUUCAGUUGUUUAGAAUUGUCCUACAAUACAUGGAUAGGCAUCUUAAAAAUGCUCAGAAUAGCGUUUCAAGAUUCUUACAAUGCUGCCUAAAAUGCUGUUUCUGGUGUUUGGAAAAUGUGGUAAAAUUUUUAAACAAAAAUGCUUAUAUUAUGAUCGCAGUGUAUGGUGAAAACUUCUGCACAUCAGCAAGAGAUGCUUUCAAUUUGUUGAUGAGAAACAUUGUAAAAGUUGCAGUGACAGAUGAAGUUACAUUCUUUAUAUUAAUCCUGGGGAAAAUUCUAGUCUGUGGGAUAAUAGGUGUCCUGGCCUUCUUACUCUUCACAGAAAGAAUGCCAACAAUUGUGGAAGGGCCAACUUCCUUAAAUUACUACUGGGUACCUUUGCUGACUGUCAUUUUUGGAUCUUACCUAAUUGCACAUGGGUUCUUCAGCGUCUAUGCAAUGUGUAUUGAAACAAUUUUCAUCUGCUUCUGUGAAGAUCUGGAAAGAAAUGAUGGAUCUGCAGAAAAGCCCUACUUCAUAACCCCUAACCUGCAUGGCAUUCUGUUCAGGAAGCAACUAGUGCCCCAGAAGCAAAAAGUGUAGAAAAGCUCCUAGCAGUGCCACUCACUUUUAAGUUGAAAUUUUGUAAAUUAGGUCAAGUGUGACUUGAAGAUGUUGUUUCUGAGUGAUGUGAAAUUUCUGUGCUAUUUCUCAAAAGUCAGCACCUGACACCAUCUGAGUUGUCAGGCUUUUGAUGACAGUGGCCUCUGUGAAGUAGAAGACUUUUAUAGACUGGACCCAGCUGAAGAGCAAAGUAUUAAUGUCCAACCUUUUUAAAAAUCUUUAGCCGAAAGUGUUUCAAUAACUUUUUUAACUCAGCGUGCUGUUUCCAUUCAGCACUUUGAUAGCCUUUCUUUUUAUAACUGUAUAUUUGUAAAGGAUAUUCAGGCAAUUUUUGAAAGCACUAUAAAUGUGUAAUCAAUUAGCCAUAAAAAUAAUGACCUAUAGUUAACCAGCAUAUGGUACUACAUGUGUAAAUAUGGUGCUAUGGUUAUAUUUAUACUGUUCAAGCUGGUGGACAACUCUCUAAACUGUGAUUAAACUUGUAUUAAUGGUUCCCUAGGAAGUAUAUUUCAGUAAGUGAGUCAAGUUCAUAACAAACAUAUAGUUGUUAAUGUUACAUAGUUUCUACAGAGAGCAUUAUUGGGUUAAAAUGACUGUGAAACCUUUAUGGCCAUUCUUCUGUAGUGAAAUUAUAUUUGUAUUGAAGUUGAAUAUGAGUUCUGAAAUGUCAUUUCCAAUAAUAGAAACUGCUGGCUACCAUGAAAAUAUUCUGAACAAAACUGAAAAUGCCGCAUAACUCAUGCCUUUUGUCUCCAACUCAAAUUUCCUAUUCCCACCAAAUGGAAGACUAGUAUGGAUUUGUUUCAGAGUGACUUUUCUUUUCAUGAGCAUACCUGUACUGCUAGAUUAAAGAGAUUGCGUAGCUUUGUUCUACAAAAGGUUUCAUUUUAGCUCAACUUUCAGUGAGGAAAGAGCAAAGAUAAGUAAGACACUUUAGAUUUAAUCCUAAGGAAAAAUGUUGGCCCUUCACUAGGUACCUAACCUGGUACCUUUACAGGGAGUUUAUUUGGGAGGAAAGUUAUCACCACACCCUACCCCUGCUGACCAGAACAACAAGCUGGUUUCUGAGCCAUGCCUAAGUCUUGCAUGGUAGAGCGAACCAUGAAUCUGACAUACGAUACCUUGCCUAUCCAGCCCAUGUGUGUAAAUGCAUUUGAUAUUGCUAACUAUUGAAAAAAUGCACCCCAAAAAGAUCACUGAAUAAUUUAGCAUUCUUUGGCUUUUACACUAGGCUGGUAUAUAGCGUCAAUUGUGAAUUGACAGAAAGGAGUAUGCUGAUGUAAUAUGUUGAUCUGAAUAUAAUCCACACAUUCAAGAGUCAGAAAUGUAUUACUGUGUUACAAAUUAAUAUAAGUACUAACUUAUUUAAUUAUCCUGACAUGUAAGAACCCUGAUUUAGACUGAUUCAUGGCAGCUAAAAGCAAAAAGCCAAUGAAGAGGGAAGAUUGUCAGAAUAUUGGUCCUAUAAUGACUGCCAACUUAUUUUUGGACUACUUUCUUGAGAUUAUUAUUGUCAAAAGUGUACUAUGGCUUCACAUUUUGGCAAAAUGCCUUUUUCAUCCUCAUUCUCCUCAAAGCAAGGAAGAGUGAUCACUUAUUUUCUAGAUUUUAAUACUAUUAUUAUUAUUAUUCAACAAUUAGGUGACACAGCAAGGACCUGGUAGAAUAGUGACCUCUGCCAGAGAGCUUGUUACAAAUACAGACGCCCUACUCAAAAGACUCUGAUGUUGUGUUUGGAUGUUCGCCACCCUGUGAAUUAUUUUAAAGUUUCUAGUUGAUUCUGAUGCACAUAUAAGUUGGAAAAUCACUUGAAUAAAAUGUAAAUCAACAUGUGAAAAAUUAGUUGCAAAUUUAACCAAAUUCUGGGCUUAUACCUAGACAGAAAAAUAUUUCCCAUUUAUUAUUUCUUUAUGUAACUGAAGUGUAUGGAGUAAAAAUUUGUGAAGUCUUUGAGAAGAAAUUUAGAUCCAUUUUCUUACAAAGCAAUUAAACUCAAAACUGUGAAAAAAAA